UGUUAGUUGCGUAACCACAUAACAUUUUUUUGCACAUUUCGCGAUUACGAAACUUCGAUAUCGACAGAUUGUGAUGAAAUGUGAUGGUGGAGGAAGGUUAAGUUUAGUUUGAUUUGUUACUUUUUUUGCUAAUUUUUUUUACAAUCAUGGCUUGUGAAUACAAGCGGCAGUUGAGUCAAAUAUUUGAUGAUUCUUUCGUAUCAGAACAACAAAUAGAUAAUGCGAUUAGUAUUGUUCUGGACAACAAUUCUUUAACACCUGAGGAAAAUUUAGAGGAAAUGAUUAAUCUUCUGGUAGAGUCAGGAGACUCAACACUUUCUACUUCUGAGGGGGCUGCUGGGGUCACUCAGCCGAACAGUAGGCAGUUCAGUCAGUGCUUUGAUAGGCUGACAAUGCUGUUCCCUGAUAUUUGCCCCAAUUAUUUAACCCAAUUUUGCCAAAACUACGACCCUUUUGAUUUCGACCAAGUUGUAGAGGACUUAUCUAAAACUGAUUACGUUAAACUUGAUAAAGACCCGUUGGACGUUUGGGAACACCUCAAGCAAAUGCUGCCAAACGCUGAUCCAAUUUAUUUAAGAAACCAAGCGAGAGUUUUAGUCAAUAGACCUGCAGGAGAGUUGGAACAGUUCAUAGAAAAUGCGAUUCAAGAAAACAAUUAUCCCACAAUGCAGGAAUAUUUAAAGAAUAAGGAGUUGGCAGCUGGGGUAGCUUUGUACGAAAAAAACUUUUCAGUUGAAGCUUAUCUCAAGGAAAUUCCAAAUCCGGUUGAAAUUUUCACGAACCCCAAUCGCAAAUCUCCUUUAGUGGACGAAAAUGAUCUAGAUUUUGCCUUAAAUUUUCUCUAUAACCAGUUUUUAUUCCUACGUAAGCGCGAAAUUGUCAAGAUUUUCGACCACUUUGGCAAAAAUUUGGUGAAAACUUGUCACAAACUGAAAACUUUGACCAAAGCAUUUAGACACCCUAGGCCGGCUGUUGAGCUAAACGAGUGCAAAAAUAUCGAGUUACUGAAAGAGGUUGCGUUCAUUAAAUACGAGAAACAGAUUAGACAAAUGUUGAAACAACAAGACGAUAAGUACCGACUUGCCUUGGAGGCAGCAAGAGAACAAGGGCUUUUGCAAACUUGUGCUUGCUGUUUCGACGAUAAUUUAAUUCCAGAAGAGUGUUAUUUUUGCAUCAAGGGAUGUAUUUUUUGCAAGGAUUGUGUCAGAUCUGGGGCUGAGAACGUAAUAGGGAAGGAGGAAACGAGGUUUCCCUGCCUUGCAGAUUGUGAUUCAGAGUUUGAUUAUUCGACUCUACACAUGGUUUUGGACCGUAAAGUGUUCCAAGGCGUUUGGCACCGAAAACAAAUCGAAGAAAUACGCAAUGCCAACAUUGACGGUUUGGAAACUUGUCCAUUCUGCGAUUUCUGUAUGAUCCCUGACGAAGGAGACAAGAUUUUUAAGUGUGCCAACAUUGAAUGCAUGGCUGAAACAUGCCGCCUUUGUCGCCAUAGGUCCCACGUGCCUAAAAGAUGCAACGAAAUCGAAUACGACGAAGAUGUUAAAAUGCGAACUUUCAUCGAAAAUAAAAUGACUGAGGCACUUCUCAGGAAGUGUUGGAAAUGCUCUAAACAAUUUUACAAAGAAUCAGGCUGUAAUAAAAUGACUUGCGUCUGUGGUGCCAUGAUGUGCUAUGUUUGUGGGGAAGCUGUGACGGAUUAUAGGCACUUUGGAGCUGGACGGUGCCCUUUGCAUACUGAAAAUUUGCAACAGUUUCACCUAACUAGGAUACUAGAAGGUGCCCAAUCGGCCAAAAAUGAGUUGGGAAUUACUGGCAAUCCGAAUCUGCUUAAAUUUGAUCCAACAAGGGGCAUCGAGAAUCAAGUGGCUUAGAUGCAUUGUUUUAAACUUUUGGUUUUUGUCUAUCAUGCUGUGGCCUUAUUCUUCUAAUAAUAGCUGUGAUCAGAAUGUUUUCCUGCUCAAAAUAAUGUGUUUGUAGUUAGGUUUUUCUCAGGCAAUAGUUGUUCUAACUGUUUAUAGAAUUACAAGUUUCAUACGAUUUAUAAAUUUUAUAGAAUAUUGAUCAUUGUUUUCUUACGAUUUGUAUUAGCUGUUACAUUAUAAAGAUUGUAUGAUUAUUGCUCAUGUAUUUUUAAUAAAUUGUUUCUAUGUU
Molecule: messenger RNA, 2151 nt
Organism: Tribolium castaneum (red flour beetle)
Lineage: Eukaryota; Metazoa; Arthropoda; Insecta; Coleoptera; Tenebrionidae
Exons: 8
Coding region: 147-1871 (574 amino acids)
Biological process (GO): proteasome-mediated ubiquitin-dependent protein catabolic process; protein linear polyubiquitination
Cellular component (GO): LUBAC complex
Molecular function (GO): ubiquitin-protein transferase activity; ubiquitin binding
Source: RefSeq, a predicted model, not a curated record